CGACGACUGACACGAUAUUACUGGUAGAGGACCGUUUUCUGGACUCGCGGGCGUUCAUGUGACUCCGAUGACUUCGGGCGGACGGUAAAAUACACGAAAAUCCGAUCAGAAACGACCGGAAAUCAAAAUCGGACGGACGCCGGACGCGGUACCGACUCGCUCGAGGUCAGAGUGAUUCGCCGGCCGGCACCGUUAUGUUCAACCCGCCCAAACUUCACAACCACGACUGGUUCAUGACCAUGGUAACCACGCUGAUCGAGACGUCCGUGAAUGGCGGCGGUGGCGGCGGCGACCACGGUGACGGCGACCACGGUUGGUCCGGUCUCUACGGCCCGAACGGCACCUUCGACGGGGGCGGCGGCGGCGGUGGCGGCGGCGAUCGAAACGCCGGCGGCCAGUUCAACUUCACAGUGCAGCUGGCGCUGGACGCGAUAUUCAAGAACCAGGUGAACAUGGACAAGGUUCUGGUGCUGUACCUGGAGGUGGCCAUCGUGGUCGCGUACGGCGUGCUGUUCGUCAUCGGGCUUGUGUCCAACGGGCUGGUGUGCUUCGUCGUGUUCCGGCAGUGCGGCAAGAAGAACGUGCCCAGCCAGGGACCCUCGCCCCGCAACCUGUACAUCGUCAAUCUGGCUUUCGCCGACAUCAUCAUGUGCGUGGUGUGCAUGCCGUUCACGCUGUGGGCGCUCAUGUCCCGCCGCUGGACGUGGGGCCUGAUCAUGUGCAAGACGGUUCCGGCCGCCCAGGGCGCCAACAUAACCGUGUCCGCGUGCACCAUAACCGCCAUCGCUCUGGACAGGUACUUCACGAUCGUCCGGAAUCCCCGGGGUUCGGUGUUCAGGUGCAGCGUGGCCAAGACUUUGGUGCUCAUCUGGCUGGUGUCGUUCGCGGCCAUGGUGCCGCUGCUGUUGUACCAGAACGUCGAGGAGGUGCACGUCGGACCGAUCCGGUUGUACGAGGCGUGCGUCGAGAAAUGGCCGUCCCGCGUGGCCCAACAGACCUUCACCGUCGGCCUGGCAGUCGCCCAGUUCGUGUUGCCGUUUACCACCAUAUCGCUAAUCCACUUGAAGAUAUCGUCCUACCUCACGGUGCACCUGAAGCACCCGGCCCUCCCGUCCAAGGAGAUCAGCUGCAGACGAGUGCGACGAGAGCUGAGCCGGAACAAGAGGACAAUGUGGAUACUGUCGUCGAUCGCGGUGGUGUUCGCGCUCAGCUGGCUACCACUGACACUGUUCACGUUGCUCGUCGAGUUCCAGCCGCACCUGAUCGACUCCACAGACGCACUGUACAAGGCGUUCGCGGUCGUCCACAUGAUGGCCAUGUCGACCACUUGCACCAACCCUCUGCUGUACGGUUGGCUCAACACCAACUUCCGGCGGGACAUAUCCGGUAUAUGCCGGCAGAUGUGGUACUGCUGCGGUGACCAGAAACCGCCGCCCAGGCGGAGGCGAUACCCGUCCGUGGCCACCGACUACCGCGGCCCGAACGACCGGCGGUUGGGGCUCGGGUCCGAAGCGGCUGGCGGAUGCGGCGGCGGGGGCGGCGGCGGAGGCUUUGGCGGGGGUGGCGGUAGUCGUCGGCAUCAUAUGCACCACGACCCCGAGACCACUGGCAUGUCGAUGGUGGUCAAGAGCGACCGGCGGUUCAGUACCAGUUACCUGACCACGCUGACCACGGUCACGUCCCGGUCGCAACCGGGUUCCAGCAUGGGCCGCGUCGAGAACGUCUAGAGACAGUAUGAUUAUAAUCAUCGAUGAUUUACUAUACAUAUAUUAAUAGUAUAAUAACGAUAGUGAUGUCGUCUUGCAGUGAACUUCAGCGAGGCGUGCAUAUUAUAUUGUUAUUUGGGGGAAAAAACAUUGGGACGGCAUUAUGAUGUUUUAAUAGCCAUAAUAUUAUUGUGUUGGACUAACAACGACAAACUUAAGCGUUGAUAGCACUGACGGUAACUUGCUGUAAUACUCGUAGCGGUUACUCAAGCAUAAUAAAUGUAUACAUAAAUUUGUCUAAGUGCCGACGAAAUGGUGCUAACAGGUGUUUUAUUUUUCUACUAUUACAAUAAUAAUAAUAUGUAAUUAUUAAUCUUAUAAUUCGUCAGGAAACAAAAAAUAUUGAGUAGAAGCCCAGGCCCACGACAUAUUUUUGUGACUGUGUGCAAAGCCGCAUUUCAGGGCAAACAUUGCAAAUAUUAGGUCGACGCAAAUAUAUUCUAUGUAUAUUAUAUACAGAGUGAUUCACCAAGAAUACUCACCUCUUUUUUACUUAAAUAAUGUAUUUAUUUAAAUUCUGACAUUUUUUUCCAAUACUUAAUUCAUUUUACAUACCGAGGUACAAAAAUACCAUAUUUUAAAAUUCUUAGAUUUUGUAUACUAUUAUUAAACAGUACCCUGUAGCGAUACAAACUUUUGUUAACAAGAACAACGCAUUUUACUGUUAAUUAUUCAAUGGAUGAUUUUUAUUUGCAAAUUUUGAUGUAUCUAAAUUGAAAUUCGAACUACUAGUUUCCAAGUAAUUAAAACUUGUGCACUAAGGAUAAAAAUAUAAGAUAAUAGUUUUAAUGUUAUGAAAAUUGUAGUAAUUAAUACUAAUAAAUAAACGUUUUAUAAUUUGUAAAAAAAUAUCUGAGUAGAUAUAGUAAGUACGACAUUAAAUACAUUAUAUCUAUUUUAUAUUUGUGUAAAACCAUUUUUAAGGACUAUUAUCCCUAGUAUAAACAUUUUAAUAACUCAGAAACUACUAGUACCAAUUUCUAUUUAGAAUUUAGAUGCAUACAAUUUUUCAAAAAAAUUAUCUAUAUACAAUAUUUAUCGUAAAAAAGUGAAAACGAAAAGUUCUCAAAAACAGAAACUUGUAUCGCCAUGGGACACUACUAAUAUGAUCCCCAAAAAUCUAUGCAUUUAAAACUACGGUCUUUAGCUAUACUAAGAAAUGAAGGAUUUGAAUAAAAUAUUCAUUAUUACAGUUAAAAAAGAGUAGGGAACAUGUUUGAUCAAUCAUACUGUAAGAGUACAACCCAAGGGAUACCGCGAGAAUAGACAUUCUCAAAAUUCGACAGUUUAGAAAACUCUUUUGAAGUAAUAGUUUUUUUUUCGCGCUGUCAAGUUAUUGAAUUACUUUAAAAAAUUAUAUUUUACACACUUACUGUAUAUAUUGUAUUAAUCUGUAGUAGUGUAAUUUAUAUUAUGUGUAAAAUAAAAACGACAUACUUUCAAUAACUUUACAUCGUAAAAAUAACACCUUUAAAAUUUAUAUUCUAAAACCAUUUUCCGCUGUUCAAAAAAAGUACUUUUUUUUCGUGAGUUUAUUCAGUAUUCGUCAUGUCUAAAUUAUUAACCAUAUUUAAAUUUAAAUUAAGAAUUCGAAAGGUUUUUUUCAAAAUAAUAUUAUUAUAUCAGUAUCGACAACUAUAUUAUCAUCUGGAGUUGAAGUUCUUUAAAGAUAAUAUUAUGAAGUUCUAGAAAAACAUAACGUAAUAUUAUAUUUCUUGGUACAAAUAGUAAUGAUUUACAACGAAUUUCUAGUAAAACGAAAUUGCUUCAAUUUUUGAUUUAUUUUUUUAGAAGAUAUAAUUUUUUUGACAAAAAUUUAUUGAUUU
Molecule: messenger RNA, 3592 nt
Organism: Myzus persicae (green peach aphid)
Lineage: Eukaryota; Metazoa; Arthropoda; Insecta; Hemiptera; Aphididae
Product: neuropeptide Y receptor type 6-like
Exons: 3
Coding region: 195-1727 (510 amino acids)
Biological process (GO): G protein-coupled receptor signaling pathway
Cellular component (GO): membrane
Molecular function (GO): neuropeptide Y receptor activity
Source: RefSeq, a predicted model, not a curated record